ACGACUCUACGAGAGUGAAGCUUUCCUUCCUGGAGGACGACCCCUGCUCCGACUACAUCAACGCCAGCUACAUCCCUGGUAAUAACUUCCGCAGGGAGUACGUGGCGACGCAGGGUCCGCUGCCCGGCACCAAAGACGAUUUCUGGCGGAUGGUGUGGGAGCACGGCGUUCACAACAUCGUCAUGGUUACGCAGUGUGUGGAGAAGGGACGGGUGAAGUGUGAUCAGUACUGGCCCCCCGACAGAGACCCUCUGUACUACGGAGAGCUGGUGGUUCAGAUGUUGUCGGAGUCCGUGCUGCCGGAGUGGACCAUCAGAGAGUUCAGGAUCACAUCGGAGAGCAGCUGCAGUUACCCCCGGGUGCUUCGGCACUUCCACUACACGGUGUGGCCGGAUCACGGCGUGCCCGAGAGCUCGCAGUCUCUGAUCCAGUUCGUCAGGACGACCCGGGACUACGUGGACCGCAGCCCGAGCACCGGAGCCACCGUGGUGCACUGCAGUGCUGGUGUGGGUCGUACGGGGACGUUCAUCGCUCUGGACCGGGUUCUGCAGCAGCUCGACUCUAAAGGAAACAUCGAUCUGUACGGCGGCGUGUUCGACCUCCGACUGCACCGCCAGCACAUGGUGCAGACAGAGUGUCAGUAUGCCUUCCUGCACCAGUGUGUGCGGGACGUCCUGAGAGCGAGGAAGCACCGCAGCGAGCAGGAGAACCCGCUGUACCCCAUCUACGAGAACUUCAACCCCGAGUACUGCCGCGACUUCAUCUACACCGGACGCUGAGCACACAUCUGAUCCACAGAGAAGCAUCGAUUAGUCAAAAGGAUCGCACAUUUCUGGGAUACAUUUGAAAUGUGUCAUGCAAAAUGUCUUUAAAAGCUGUUUUCGGGGACUCAAAUAUAGGAUUUGUUGCUUUUCUCUGUUUAAUAUCAUAUUAAAGUGAACAUUUUAGGGUAUUUUUCACUAUUUUUUGAUAUUUUAAAGACAAAAUCAACCUUAAAAACGACCAAUUAUCCCUUAUUUCAUUUAUGGAUUAAAAAACAAAUAGAUGUUCCUGGUGGAUCACAGCUGUGACAUGUAAGUAAGGACUCGUGUAGAAGUGUUACCCUUUCAUUCAAAAUGAAUAGCAGUAAACAAACCACAGCUUUACAUUGUUUGCUGAAGAGCUCAUUAAUUGGCACAGAUAAUUAAAAAAGUGACAGUUAUGAAUUAACAUCUCAGGUCGUUGGAUAUUAAAGAUACAUCUGAUUAUUAAUGAAUAUAACGGACGGAUCACAGGGAAGGAGCCGUGAAUAUAAAUAAAUAUAACUAUGUUAAUGUUCUCACACACUGCUGCAUAUAAGCUGUUUAUUUAAAACGUUACACAUAUUGCUGUAUGUAAAUAUUGGUGUAAUACUCAUUUUUUAUAUAUGAUUAUUAUAAACUGUAUGUAAUAUGCUGUCAUAUGCUGUGUGAAAGGAAAGAUAGAACCUGCUGUAUUCAGACUUUACAGUAACAUUUUGUAUAAAGGUAUAAAAGAAAAGUCUGGAUAAAGAAUCUGCAGUAAUUCCCAUUUCUUACUUAAAGUGGACCUAUCAUGCUAUAUUUGAAUAAUAUAGUGUAGGGCCAUACCUAUAUAAGGCAUAUUUAUACUUUUUUUUUUCCAAAAUACCAAACAGAUCAUGCAUUUUAGCCAUGCCUCAUUUUGCUCAAUUUGACCAUU
Molecule: messenger RNA, 1698 nt
Organism: Trematomus bernacchii (emerald rockcod)
Lineage: Eukaryota; Metazoa; Chordata; Actinopteri; Perciformes; Nototheniidae
Product: receptor-type tyrosine-protein phosphatase beta-like
Biological process (GO): protein dephosphorylation; angiogenesis
Molecular function (GO): protein tyrosine phosphatase activity; cadherin binding
Source: RefSeq, a predicted model, not a curated record